Laetiporus sulphureus 93-53 is the source of this 846-nucleotide messenger RNA. RefSeq names its product vacuolar ATP synthase 16 kDa proteolipid subunit. NCBI's taxonomy places the organism in Eukaryota, Fungi, Basidiomycota, Agaricomycetes, Polyporales, Laetiporaceae. The record is from RefSeq and is a predicted model, not a curated record. The coding region runs from base 27 to 518 and encodes 163 amino acids. Gene Ontology annotation, molecular function: proton-transporting ATPase activity, rotational mechanism. Gene Ontology annotation, cellular component: proton-transporting V-type ATPase, V0 domain. Gene Ontology annotation, biological process: proton transmembrane transport. The transcript is spliced from 9 exons.
UUCCACGGAAGAUAUCGUUCGAAAACAUGUCUGACUUCUGCCCGGUCUACGCCCCCUUCUUUGGUGCUAUGGGCUGUACUUCUGCUAUCGUCUUCACUUGCAUAGGUGCCAGUUAUGGAACGGCGAAGUCAGGAGUCGGCAUCUCUGCCAUGUCGGUUCUCCGGCCUGACCUUAUGAUGAAGUGUGUUAUCCCCGUUAUCAUGGCUGGUAUCAUUGCUAUCUACGGUCUCGUCGUCUCGGUGUUGAUCUCUUCAGACCUCGCAAUGCAAAUGUCGCUCUUCCAGGGUUUCGUGCAGCUCGGUGCUGGUUUAUCCGUCGGUCUUGCUGGUCUCGCGGCUGGUUUCGCCAUUGGCAUCGUUGGUGACGCCGGUGUACGGGGAACUGCGCAGCAGCCGCGUCUAUUCGUCGGCAUGAUUCUCAUACUGAUUUUCGCUGAAGUGCUGGGUCUCUACGGACUUAUCGUUGCACUUAUCAUGAACUCGAAAGCCGCAGAUGCAGCCGGUUUUUGCACUGCAUAAGCUGGUUUCGAAGGCAAGGCCAGAGAAAACGGGCGAAGCUAAGAGUAUCUCGUACAAGGAGCUCACAGCGGACCAGCUCACCCUUCCCUUGCCAAAUCUUGUAUCCACACGCCUCACGACUGCAUCCAUAACUAUGUGCGAUGUGCAUACCCGUUGUUUUUCUGCACCUACGGCAAUUCGUUGCUUCUGGGUCCCAUAUGUCAACGGGCAUGGCUUCUAGUAGAGAGCCACAUUUAUAUCGACCAGGGAUUUGUAGAUUCUGCGCAAACAUACACAGCCUCUGGCCGGGGCAGCAAUCAAUAUUUGCAAUGCACCUGAGCAUCCACGC